GCCCCAGGAAGUGAGUAAACCUCCAGGGAGAAAGGUGAGUAGGAGGAGAGCAUGUGGUUUCCCUGGGCUGCUGCGAGGCUGAUGCUGAUCAGACAGACUCCUCUCCAGCAUCUGGCAGGACUGUCAGACACCGCGAGGUACAUCUUCAGCACACAGGACUAUUGAGGCCUUGGCAAGUAGAGACCUGUGGAAAUUUCAGCUUUAAGCAAGGAAAAAAGCUGCAGUUGCAGCUGCUUCCUGCUUUCCUGUGUCAGUUCUAAAGGGCUUGAUCUAUAGACACCAAACGAGAUGAAUGGCUCAGAAGCUAGGACUGACCCCGAGCACCCAAAGGUCAUGGGGGAUUUUCCAGGUCAUGUCCUUCCUGGAACACUUUUCUUUGUCAUAGGUCUUUGGUGGAGUAUUAAGCACAUUCUGAAGCAUGUUUGUCGACAGCAAAAGAGGUCUUUCUCCCUUAUUACCAAGAAAUUCUUCCUUCGAGCAGAAAUUGUGGAAGGAAUUGUGAUUACUGGCGUGGUAUUAGUAGGAAUAACUGGUCUAUACCUUGUGCUUGGAAAGCGAAAUCAGCUCUCAGAAAAAGAAUCCCAGUUGGUCCUAAUCCUGCACUGGCAUCAUUUUGUCAUGUAUGUCUUCUUUGCAAUGCUAGGUGGGACCAAGAUCUUAUGUUUCACCAUACGUUCACUUCCAGUCUCUUUGGUCAAGUUAAUGUUAGCAAAUGCCUGCUUUGUCGAUGCUUUUAUUUUCCACAAUCACACACAUGGCCGGACCUUGGUGGACACCUUUGGGCACCAACUGUUGAGCUUCGCUAUAUUUUUGGCAGGUUUGGUUGCCUUUAUAGAAUUCUUUACAAAGAGCAAUGUAGUUCUGGCACUCCUGCGGUCGAGCCUCGUCAUGCUACAUGGGAUGUGGUUCUGUCAGGUUGCUUUUGUCCUGUUUCCCAAAAAUAGAGACCAUGCAUGGAACCUGUCUGAUCAUAGCAACGUUCUGUUUCUCACUGUAAUCUUUUGUUUGUAUUAUGCAUUGACCUAUGUCAUCAUUGGAAUUAAUUAUGCUCUUGUUACCUGGUUGGUGAACUGGAGACUUAGCAAGCUCUGCACCUCGGAAACUCAACUUCUGAAAAAUCUUGAACAGCAAGACGAAUCAGAAGAUGAAAUGUGAUAUUUUUAGACUGCCAUCUAGUGUCCCUAAACAAACCCUUUUAUAGUUUCCAUUGUCUUUGCUCUUGGCUUCAUUUAGUGGACAGUAUGGAAAGAAGCUGUGACUACAAACCUGUAAUUUUGCCAGUUCACAGACAAAUUAUCACGGGCCAUCUUCAGCCAAGUUAAUAGCAGUUUAUUACCCACCUCUGUAUGUGACCUAACAUCUUUUUGGUUGUAAGUAAAUUCUUUGGAAUGUACAAAUGGAUCCUUAGUUUCUACCCAGCAGAAACCUAUUAAUAUAGUCAAAAGAGUAUCGGAGGCUUACAGUUGAGGUCCCCUCUUUUCUGUAACUUGCCUACACGUUGUUUACACCAAUGCAUUUGAAAAGCAUUUUGAAUAUGCUUUGUUCUGUUACUCUAAAAGGUUAUAAAAAUGUUAUCAUGUUGAAACAUGGAAUUUGAGGUAACUCACAUCUGUGUUCCUGGGCUAUAGUCACCCAUAUCUGACUCUGGGAGAAACUAAUCCCCUUGGAGAUGGCAAUAGUUUCUAGCGUUGACAGGUUCUUAACUUUUUUUCUGAAGGCUACCUGGCUGAGGAUGACUUUGUAGCAGAUGCUCCAAUUCUGUUAAAGCAUUUGUGUUUACAUGUUUUAUUCUUAGCUUGUAGCAUAAUUUGUGAUAAGUUCAUUUUCUGUAUCAUGUAGAGUGAUUUUUCUGAUGUUAUAUGCCCCCAUAAUGACAAGUAUUUGUUUAAUUUAUCUGAGAUAUAUAUAUAU
Molecule: messenger RNA, 1911 nt
Organism: Myodes glareolus (Bank vole)
Lineage: Eukaryota; Metazoa; Chordata; Mammalia; Rodentia; Cricetidae
Product: transmembrane protein 45A-like
Source: RefSeq, a predicted model, not a curated record